Molecule: messenger RNA, 1080 nt
Organism: Closterium sp. NIES-65
Lineage: Eukaryota; Viridiplantae; Streptophyta; Zygnematophyceae; Desmidiales; Closteriaceae
Source: the annotation of a GenBank genome assembly
AUGCUCCUCGCUUCUCACCUUGCGUCCUCCUCUAUCCUCACCUUGCGUGCUCCUCACACCUCACCUUGCGUGCUCUUCUCUCCUCACCUUGCGUCCUCCUCUCUCCUCACCUUACGACUGCCUCUCUCCUCACCUUGCGUGCUCCUCUCUCCUCACCUUGCGUGCUCCUCUCGCCUCCCCACGCGUGCCCCUCUCUCCUCACCUUGCGUCCUCCUCUCUCCUCACCUUGCGUGCUCCUCUCUCCUCCCCUUGCGUGCUCCACUCUCCUCACCCUGCGUCCUACUCUCUUCUCACUUUGCGUCCUCCUCUAUCCUCACCUUGCGUGCUCCUCACUCCUCACCUUGCGUGCUCUUCUCUCCUCACCUUGCGUGCCCCUCUCUCCUCACCUUGCGUCCUCCUCUCUCCUCACCUUGCGUGCUCCUCUCUCCUCAACAUGCGUGCUCCUCUCUCCUCCCCUUGCGUGCUCCUCUCUCCUCAGCUUGCGUGCUCCUCUCUCCUCACCUUGCGUCCUCCUCUCUCCUCCCCGCGUGUGCCCCUCUCUCCUCACCUUGCGUCCUCCUCUCUCCUCACCUUGCGUGCUCCUCUCUCCUCACCAUGCGUGUUCCUCUCUCCUCACCUUGCGUGCUCCUCUCUCCUCACCUCCCGUGCUCCACUCUGACAGGUGGGGUGCUCCUCUCUCCUCACCUCCCGGGUUUUGCUCUGACAGGGCAGGGUGCUCCUCUCUCCUCACCUCCCGUGCUCCACUCUGACAGGUGGGGUGCUCCUCUCUCCUCACAUCCCGUGCUCCACUCUGAAAGGGCAGGGUGCUCCUCUCUCCUCACCUCCUGGCAGGGUGCUCCUCUCUCCUCACCUCCCUUGCUCCACUCUGACAGGUGGGGUGCUCCUCUCUCCUCACCUCCCGUGCUCCACUCUGACAGGUGGGGUGCUCCUCUCUCCGCACCUCCCGUGCUCCACUCUGACAGGUGGGGUGCUCCUCUCUCCUCACCUCCCGUGCUCCACUCUGACAGGUGGGGUGCUCCUCUCUCCACACCUCCCGUGCUCCACUCUGACAGGUGGGGUGCUUCCGGACCUGUUGUUUAG